Molecule: messenger RNA, 854 nt
Organism: Tilletiaria anomala UBC 951
Lineage: Eukaryota; Fungi; Basidiomycota; Exobasidiomycetes; Georgefischeriales; Tilletiariaceae
Exons: 1
Coding region: 97-540 (147 amino acids)
Source: RefSeq, a predicted model, not a curated record
CAAGUGCCCGAGUCGAGCUCAUCGGCGCCGCUGGAGAGGUAUGCAGUGCUCGUCGGCGAAGACUUUGUUGCAACGACGUCGCCGCAACCAGUGGAGAUGGUGAGGAGGAUGAGGACGGGGUCUGCCGGAGCAGCCGCAAGGCUGCACGCCCCGAUGUUGAUGCAAGCAUUGUCUUUCAGCCGUCCAGGUCAGGUCCUGAUGCAGUGCUGCCGCUGGAUUGCCCCUGUCCAACGCGGGAGAGCACAAAUUGGGUGGACUGAGUGUGAGCUUGAAGAGAAUCAAUACAUCGAAACAUUAAAGCCGUGGGCCGAACAGAAAAAGCGAGCGAAGCGGAACGAGAAGAGGAUGAUGAUGAGCACACGCGAGGGAGAGAGAAAUAGAAGGAAAAGUGAGAGAAGACCAUCACAAGUCGCAUCCCUGCAACCAAUCAAUCAUUCUCUGACAUCACGAGUCCCUCGGCGGACGCAACUUGCUAUCAGUGACCACUGUCAGCCUGCGGUCACGCUGCGCCGGCUGCAGCGCAUUCGACGCCGCGUGUGAGCCGACCGAGUGAGCGGCCACUGAAGACGACCCGCAUUCAAUUACUUGCUUAGCAAUCUUACCAUGUCACGGCGCAGCAAAGCGCUUCCCCAGCUCCCCAAUGAUGGCGGGCCUGCAAGCUCGUCGGCCUCAACAGUCGUCGGGGAGCAUUCUUCCAUCUCUGCGGCUCUGGCGGAGCGCGAAGAUGGUGUAUGGGUCAAUGUGACCAAGCAGGCCAAAUUCAUCCUGCUUGGCGGUAUCCCAGUGUGGUAUCUCGAUGUGCAUGGGAGUGUUUUGCACGUACUAACGCACGGUGGCGAGGAUUGGACAAGGUG